Molecule: messenger RNA, 2607 nt
Organism: Rubroshorea leprosula
Lineage: Eukaryota; Viridiplantae; Streptophyta; Magnoliopsida; Malvales; Dipterocarpaceae
Source: the annotation of a GenBank genome assembly
AAUCAGAGAAAUCUCAUCCCUCCUUUUGGCGUCGUCGUCGUCUUAACUUUGCUCCGUCACACCCAGUCUCCUCCGAAGAUCGGCACUCACUGUCGCUGGGGAAGAUGAAUGAUGGAAGAUUCCGGUUCCCCCGUCUUCCCUGAUCUUCAACUGAAAGAAAUGGAACUGAAGCAGGUGCAAUCUGAUCUCCAAGCAUUAAGAAAAUUAUAUGGAUUCCUUCAAAGUAGUAGGGAUGUUGGGCAAAAUGCCAGAAAUGAAAUUUUGGAUGAAGAAGCAUGGCUACUGCUUAAGAAUCUGCUGGAUGGUGCUACAGAGAAGGUUCUGAAGACAUAUUCCAUGGUAAUAGCAGCAGUAGGACGUAGUGUCUGUAACACCACCUUCUCUUCUAAAUCAGAACAAGAAAGAGCUUUUCCAGUGUUGCAGCCUGUCUCACCUAAUACAUUGAAUGCUGCUCCUGCUCUCAAUCAGAACUCCUUCAAAGACUCAGAUUGCCAUUCAUUGAGUUCACAAAAGGAUAACUACUCCCUUAAUAAACUGACAACUCAGGCUAUUGUUUCAGAACUACCGACAGUGAGCAUUUCCUCAGUUGAGCCUAAAACUAGAAAGAAAAUAUGCCGGGGUUGCAAGCAAAUCAACAAGAAGCAGCAGAAUUCUACAAACAUUUCUAGCAAAGAUGGCAGUCAUCAUCAUCAGCAACAAGACGUUGGUGGUCCUUUUAAUCAGAGGAAAGUUUGUAGACACCAUGGUAUUCCCAGCACUCUCAAUUCAGUUUCUUGCUCCUCUAGGCCUCCAGCUUCUAUGGUUUUUGGAUCUGGGACUGGAAAUAGUCUAGUUGAUGAGGUUGAGAAGAAAGAGAUGGCAUUAAGCAGCUUCUGCAAAGAUGUGGAAAAUGCAAUAAAACAGAUUGAACCCCACAUUCCAGCUUUACAAAUAGGUUCUGAGCUAGUAGCUGAUGUUGAAAGUAGUCCAAUGCCUCAUACUUUGCAAAAAGUGCCUAGUUCACUGAGUCAUAUGAUACAAACUCAUAACUGGGAGAUCUCAACUGAAUGUGGCAUAGGCAGAGGUGCAUUAUUAAAUCAACAGACUCAAAGAUUUCGAAAGAAUGAGAACUUGAAUAGCUUGCAUCAGCUUUCAGGCCAAGAUCAAAAUGAUUCAUGCCCAGAGAGAUGGAUUCCACAGAAGCAGAAUAGUCAGUUCUGCAAGCAUUUUCUAACAAGUGAUGCUAGACAGAAUCAAGAGAGGAUAGAGAAUUUGAGUCAAGUAGGAAGUUGGAGAUAUCAAACACAAACUGAAACUAGUCCUUAUGUUCAUGGAUUGAGAGUCCCAGUCAGUCAUGAUUUUGUAUCCAAGAAGCCUCCCUUGCCUUCGAAAAUGCCCAAUUCAAGCCAUAAUUAUGAGAACAAAUUAGUCGAGAAGGUAGUGAAAUUGAGAUCAACCUCUCCAUCUCCAUCUCCAUCUCCAUCUCCAUCUGUUGGAUCUAAGGCUUCAGUUAGGCUUAAUCACAAGAAAGGACCACCACAUCAGACACUGCUUGAUUACAAACCUAUUAAAGAAGUGGAUGGAUCCCACAAGUUUACCCGGAAUAAGAUUGUUCCACAUCUGCAAGAAUCAGAGGUCUCCUCCAGCUGGACAAGUCAGCAAUCUAGCCCUGGCAGCAGUGACAGUGAGACUUAUUCCUUGCCAAGUUCAAAGUUCUCAAGGAAGGGCAGCAGUGACAGUGAGGAUUAUUCCUUGCCAAGUCCAAAAUCCUCAAGGAAGGGCAGCAGUGACAGUGAGGCUUAUUCCUUGCCAAGUCCAAAGUCAUCAAAGAAGUUUGCAGACAUGGCCCUUGAAAGCAGCUGGGGGGACAGCAACAACUCUUACAGUGAUGAAAUGGAUGUCAGUCAGAGUCCAUCCAUUAGAUUGGGUCCCACAAGAUCUUACAAAGCAGUCCACCUGGCAAAAUCUGAGAAACCUAUUGGACGGCUGAGAAGAUUUAAGAAUAAGUUAGGACUCAUCUUUCACCACCACCAUCAUCAUCACCACCACCAUCACCACCAUGAUGUAGAGGGUGAUGGCGGCAUGUGGAAGCACUUGCGCAACAUCUUUCAUGGAAAAAGUGAGGCUGGGGUUCAUAAGAACAAAGCGGCUGAUAAAUUGAGAAAAUCGGUUGUGGUGCGCAAGCAGCAGAUAGGCCAUUUCCAUGCACUAGUGGAAGGUUUGAUGCAGCACAUCAGGCAUUCAAAGAAAUCAAAGCCUUCUGGAAACGGCAUUGGACGGUUGAAAAAGAGUCGUGACAAGAAGGCAGUGAAGAAAUUACAGUGGUGGCGUAUGUUCCGACAACAUCCUGGAGCGAAGCCGCUGAAUAGAGGGCGGAUGAAAAGAGGCUUGAUGAAUAAAAAACGACAGCUUACAGCAGCCAAGUUGAGUUAGCAAAAAAUUUAGAAUUUAAGCAUCCCUUGUCAAGUUUGGAAGCAAACCCUAUAUAUCAUAUACUUCGUUAGGGUGAAUGACAUAAUAUAUCUCAUGGACAAAUGGAGAAAGAAUGUUAGAACUUUGGAACUUGUGAGUCCUACUUGCUACAACAAUUUAUUUUUGGUGAUAUUGAAAUAAAAAAGUUGAGGACCA